Panonychus citri (citrus red mite) is the source of this 2498-nucleotide messenger RNA. Its product is annotated as protein lin-10-like. The record is from RefSeq and is a predicted model, not a curated record. Gene Ontology annotation, molecular function: protein binding. Gene Ontology annotation, biological process: chemical synaptic transmission. The annotation marks the transcript as partial. Gene Ontology annotation, cellular component: cytoplasm; dendritic spine; plasma membrane. The transcript is spliced from 11 exons. NCBI's taxonomy places the organism in Eukaryota, Metazoa, Arthropoda, Arachnida, Trombidiformes, Tetranychidae.
UCUUCGUUUCUCUCUUUCUUUAGCUCCCUCUCUCUCUCUCUCACUCGCCUUCUCUUCUUCUCAUUCUUCAUCUUCCUUUCUCAAAAAACUUACAUUUUUCUUAUUCUUUUCUCUGUUUCUACCAGAUAUGAACAAGACCAUGGUUCUUCUCGAAAAAUAUCCAAUCUAAAUCAACCAAAAUCAUCAUUCGAAUCAAAGGACAAUUCAAAUAAAAUGAAUGAACAUCAAGCCCAUUCCCAUCUCGAUGAAGAAUCUGAUACUGAUCAAGAAACUGAUCGUCUUUUGGGUGCACAAAGAGUCGAAGAAAAAAAUAACUUUGAUGAAAAGAAUAAUGGUUACAUUAGAAAAAAGAACAGUCCUCGAGAAACUCUUAUUGAAGGAGUUCUGUUUAGAGCUCGUUACCUUGGAUCAACCCAAUUAAUAUGCAAUGGACAACCAACCAAAGCGACUCGAAUGAUGCAAGCUGAGGAAGCGGUUUCCCGGAUUAAGGCUCCGGAUGGUGAAUCUCAACCCAGCACCGAAGUGGAUUUAUUUAUUUCUACUGAAAAAAUUAUGGUUUUAAAUACAGACUUAAAAGAAAUAAUGAUGGACCAUGCACUAAGAACAAUAUCUUAUAUAGCUGAUAUUGGUGAUCUUCUUGUUUUAAUGACUCGACGUCGUGUUGUCAAUCCUUCAGAUGAUUCCAAUGACCAUAAAAUGAAACGUAUUCCAAGAAUGAUAUGCCAUGUCUUCGAGUCAGAAGAAGCCCAAUUUAUUGCUCAAUCGAUUGGACAAGCGUUUCAAGUUGCCUAUAUGGAAUUUCUGAAGGCAAACGGAAUAGAAGAUUCUAGUUUCGUUAAAGAAAUGGAUUAUCAAGAAGUUUUAAAUUCUCAGGAAAUUUUCGGCAAUGAGCUGGAAAUGUUUGCCAAAAAGGAUAGGCAAAAAGAAAUAAUUAUUCCAAAGCAAAAGGGCGAGAUAUUGGGCAUAGUAAUUGUAGAAUCUGGUUGGGGCUCAAUGUUACCCACCGUUGUUAUUGCUAACAUGACACCACAAGGUCCCGCUGCUCGGUGUGGACAAAUUAACAUAGGGGAUCAAAUAAUUGCAAUUAAUGGAAUCAGCCUUGUAGGUUUACCUUUAUCGACUUGUCAAAGUUAUAUUAAAAAUACAAAAAAUCAAACAGCUGUGAAAAUGACACUGGUUCCUUGUGCGCCUGUGGUUGAAGUGAAAAUAAAGAGACCUGAUACAAAAUAUCAAUUAGGAUUUAGUGUUCAAAAUGGAGUGAUUUGUAGUCUUUUACGUGGUGGUAUAGCUGAACGAGGAGGAGUCCGAGUGGGUCAUCGAAUCAUUGAAAUUAAUGGACAAAGUGUUGUCGCUGUGCCACAUGAACGGAUUGUCAAUCUUUUAGCAACCUCAGUAGGAGAGAUUGCUAUGAAAACAAUGCCUACUUCAAUGUAUCGUCUUUUAACUGGUCAAGAAUCGCCUGCUUAUAUUUAGAAUUGACAAAUUUUCAUCGACUCCCUCUUUCUGUGUAUUUCUCUCUCAAUGUUUUACCUCCUUUGGAAACUUUAUAUUCUCAUAUACAUAAAAAUUUCGAGGAUUUUGUGCCUUUGAUCAUUUGGUUGAUGAUGGAAGGUUUAAUAACAACGCUUAUAGAAUAGUUAAUUGUCAGAAAAGGAAAAAUUUUCUCUUUAAAUUCAAAUUUGCAAAUCACUUUUUUCCAUUAAUCAGAUCAACUUGUAAAUCUGAUAUUAUAAUACAGUCAAGAUCCUCAGACCUUGUCAACUAUAUUUUCCUAGUUAAUUAAUUGGGAUUAACUUUUACAUAAAUUAUUUCCUGAUUUAUGUUUGCAAAUUUGGGAUUCACUUGACCAUAAACACAGUUUAAUUUAACCGUUUUAACACCGCAAAUAAACCCAAGCAAUUAAAAGUUGUAACUGUUGUAAAAGUAUAUCGUCCAGACAAAUGAACGUACGAAACAUUGGAAACUCAUUUUCAUCAUGGAUUCUGGUUUUUUAAAUUCUGCUUUCAAUCCUCUGAUCAUUAACAUUAUCAUCAUCAUCUGUAUCUUCAACACACCAUCAACUUAAUGUCAACCAUUUGUACUUACAUCUAUUUAAUGAUUGUCGACAAUUUAGUCAACCUUUCUUUUAAUUAAUCUCUUCUCUUUCAAUCAAUCGAAUUUUAUCAAUUUAUCAUGUUAAUAUGAUAAUUUAUAGAUUAAUUGGAAUAUAACUGAUUUCUAAUUAAUUUGAUAAUCAGCUGUGGAAACUUUGAUAAGUGACCGAAUAUAAUUUAUAACUGAAACCAAAACAUCAAGAGAGAAAUGCAUUUACAGCUGAUUAUCAUCUUCAUCUCUCUCUCUCUCUCUCUCUCUCUCUCUCUCUCUCUCUCUCUCUCUUGUGUUUAAUUCUAACGAUAUAAACAAUGAUAUCUUUCUCAUUAUCUCUUGUAUAAGUGACCUGCUGAUUGUGAUUAAAUGAUGAUCUCAUUUUUUGUAAUUAAAUUUAUUAUCAAUGUCAA